AUAAUCCAAGAAGGAUGUGACGACAAACAAGAGGACACAAUUUACUCGACGUAGUACACCCCACUUCCACCCAAAGCCCUGGAAGCAUUUUCUCAUAUCAUCAAAUUCAAACAAAGCUCCCACUCACUCCCUUCCCCCUAAUGGGCAGUCAUGAACACUGCUAAACCACCACCACCUUCAUCAACCUCAAGUCCAUUCCCUAUACUCCAAACUCUAACUCCCCUCCAUCGGGUCUCUCCAUUGCCUUCCUCCACCAUCAUCACAACCUUUACCGCCAAACCCCCACGCCAAUUUGUGGUGCUCGUGCAGGGCACUGCCGAUCACACUAACCCCACAAGCGUCUCCUUCACCACUACCACCGCCGCAACCACACCUCACCACUCGCUCAAUCAGACACUCCUAACACUCCUCCGUCAAAGAAAGACCGAAGAGGCCUGGCUAACUUACGUCCAGUGCACACAGCUUCCCAGCCCCACCUGCCUUAGCCGCUUGGUCUCUCAAUUGUCCUACCAAAACACCCAUCAAGCCCUCACCCGUGCCCAGUCCAUCAUCCAACGCCUCCGCAAUGAGCGCCAGCUCCACCGCCUCGACGCCAACUCCCUCGGCCUCCUCGCCGUCUCCGCUGCCAAGGCCGGCCACACCCUUUAUGCUGCCUCCCUCAUCAAAUCCAUGCUUCGCUCCGGCUAUCUUCCCCACGUGAAGGCAUGGAGCGCUGUGGUAAGCCGCCUUGCCGCUUCAGGUGAUGACGGCCCGCUCGAAGCCCUAAAGCUGUUUGAUUCGGUGACCCGACGGAUCCGCAGGUUUACUGACGCUACAUUAGUUGCGGACUCUCGGCCAGACACGGCUGCUUACAACGCCGUGCUGAAUGCUUGCGCCAAUUUGGGCGACACCAAAAGGUUCUUACAGGUGUUUGAAGAAAUGACUCAGUUAGGUGCGGAGCCUGAUGUUUUGACUUAUAAUGUUAUGAUCAAGCUUUGUGCUAGAGUUGAUAGAAAAGAUCUGCUUGUCUUUGUUCUGGAGAGGAUUCUUAACAAGGGGAUUCAAUUGUGUAUGACCACUUUGCAUUCUCUUGUUGCGGCUUAUGUUGGUUUUGGUGAUUUGGAGACUGCGGAGAAACUGGUUCAAGCAAUGAGGGAAGGGCGGCAAGAUCUAUGCAAGAUUCUUAGAGACGUGAAUUCUGAGAACCCCGGUAAUAAUGAGGGAUAUAUCUUUGAUAAAUUGCUUCCUAAUUCUGUUGAACACAAUAACUCAGAGCCCCCAUUGUUACCUAAAGCGUAUGCUCCUGACUCUAGGAUUUACACAACCUUAAUGAAAGGUUACAUGAAGGAAGGACGUGUUACUGAUACCGUCAGAAUGCUUGAGGCAAUGCGGCAUCAGGAUGAUAGCACCAGCCACCCUGACCACGUUACAUACACGACUGUUGUUUCUGCACUUGUCAAAGCAGGUUCAAUGGACCGAGCUAGGCAGGUGCUUGCUGAAAUGACAAGGAUUGGAGUACCUGCAAAUCGGGUCACCUAUAAUAUUCUUCUCAAGGGUUAUUGCGAGCAGUUGCAAAUAGACAAGGCGAAAGAGCUGGUUCAUGAGAUGGUCGAUGAUGAAGGGAUUGUGCCUGAUGUGGUUUCUUAUAAUACCUUAAUUGAUGGAUGUAUACUAGUUGAUGACAGUGCCGGGGCUCUUGCCUACUUUAAUGAGAUGCGAGCAAGAGGAAUUGCUCCUACCAAGAUCAGUUACACCACUUUAAUGAAAGCUUUUGCCUUGUCUGGUCAACCAAAGCUAGCAAACAAGGUAUUUGACGAGAUGCUCAGAGACCCACGAGUGAAAGUUGAUUUGGUAGCUUGGAAUAUGUUGGUUGAAGCUCAUUGUAGACUGGGACUGGUCGAAGAAGCAAAAAAAACAGUUCAGAGGAUGAGAGAGAAUGGAUUUUACCCUAAUGUUGCUACUUAUGGAAGUCUUGCAAAUGGGAUUGCAUUAGCUAGAAAGCCAGGAGAAGCACUUUUGCUUUGGAAUGAAGUGAAGGAGAGGUGUGUUGUGAAGGAGGAAGGAGAAAAUUCUAAAUCUUCUCCCCCACCAUUGAAGCCUGACGAAGGGCUAUUAGAUACUCUGGCUGAUAUCUGUGUGAGGGCUGCAUUCUUUAGGAAGGCUUUGGAGAUAGUGGCUUGCAUGGAAGAGAAUGGGAUUCCACCAAACAAGAGUAAAUAUACUAGAAUCUAUGUGGAGAUGCACUCAAGGAUGUUUACAAGCAAGCAUGCCUCAAAGGCCAGGCAGGACCGAAGGAGCGAGAGGAAGAGAGCAGCUGAAGCCUUCAAAUUCUGGUUGGGCUUACCUAAUUCAUAUUAUGGGAGUGAAUGGCGGCUUGAACCUAUUGAUGGAGAUGAUUAUGGUUCAGAUUCUGUUUAACUGUCUGGUCUGUGAUGGCAUUCCACAGGAAGGGAGCAGAUUUAGCAAAAAGGGAAAUCCAAUACAUUUAUGGAUCAGAAGAUUAUAAGGCUUGUAUUACAAUUGUAACAUACUCGUUUAAUGUAUAAGUGGGUUUCACUGUUAUAGAACUUAUCAACUUAUCUAUA
Messenger RNA from Vitis riparia (riverbank grape), 2564 nucleotides. RefSeq names its product pentatricopeptide repeat-containing protein At3g09650, chloroplastic. The record is from RefSeq and is a predicted model, not a curated record. The transcript has a single exon. NCBI's taxonomy places the organism in Eukaryota, Viridiplantae, Streptophyta, Magnoliopsida, Vitales, Vitaceae. The coding region runs from base 151 to 2397 and encodes 748 amino acids. Gene Ontology annotation, molecular function: protein binding.